Molecule: messenger RNA, 3401 nt
Organism: Enhydra lutris kenyoni (northern sea otter)
Lineage: Eukaryota; Metazoa; Chordata; Mammalia; Carnivora; Mustelidae
Product: DAZ-associated protein 2-like
Exons: 2
Coding region: 1845-2285 (146 amino acids)
Source: RefSeq, a predicted model, not a curated record
UAACCAACUGAGCCACCCAGGUGCCCCAAAGUGCAGGCUUUAAAGUUGACUGGCAGCUCAAAUGUACACAUAAGUCUUAUUGACUAUGAGCUGUAUAGAUGGGGAACAUUCAGUACUUUUAUUUUUAGGGCUUUCCCUUCAAGGGGAUUCUGCAGAAGAUUAUUUACUCAAUUUUGUGCUUGGAGGGUGAAGACUUUUCUGUCAGCAUUCGGGAAAUUAGACUGGUGAAAGGACUGGGAUCUCAGCAUCCAGUGUAGUUCAUUCAUGCUCCUGUGUUUGGUAUAGUACUGCAGCCCUCAGCUGGGCCUGACCUCCUCUUCAGACAUCCAGUCUUUGCCAGAGUUGGGAGGAGGAGUUUCCUAGCUGCACUCAGUGGAGUAGGGAGUCUCUGAAUCUAACUGCUUCUUAGAUCUUCAAUUCUUCUCUUGGCUUUCCCUGCUGCUAGUUUGUAAUUCAGUUUUCUCAGGUCUGCUAAAUGAUUUACCACUCGUGCAUCUGUUUUCCAGCUUCCAAUUACUAAUGUCUCCUCUCUUAUUCUCUAUUCUGGUGGGUUUGUUCCUUUUGAAAAAAAUUCUUUUGUGGUGGUUUUAGUAGUUUUUUGUGAAGGAACAAAAGUAGAUGCAUGUAUUCAGUCCACUAUCUUUGACUGAAGCCCACUAUUGUUUUUCAAAGGAAAUCUCUUAUGGCCCCGUGCUGCUGGCCUCUGUGGGACUCCAGUGUCCCACAUCCAGUGUCCCCCAUCUGGGGGAGAUCCGGGAACUCCCCUGUCUUGCCCAAGAGGCUGGUUUAAGGAGUUCCCAAGAACAUGCCUUUUAGAUGCCAGUUUAAGACACGCUACACUGACAGUUAAAUACCAUCAAUUUAGGUCACAGACUCAUAAAUACAUUUGAUUUGGCUUUCUCAGUAUUUUAAAAAUAAUUUAAAUCAGUUUCUCAAUUGUAAAAAUCUGGAGAUUGAAAUAAAAAUCCAAAUUCUGAGCUUCUUUCAAAAUCAGAUCUUAGGCCUGAAUUUCUGAACAGUGAUAACUGCCAAGACCUGGAAAGUUGCUGCGUCCUUUUAGAUGUGACAAGAUCUAUAGGUUGUCGUAGUUGUAUGCACCUACAGCACUGCUUGGUUCACAAUUUGAGUUUUGAGCCUUGCCUUAGUGCUACUGCAAAUGUACUCAGAAACAUAAAAUAGGCACUAGUAUCAUGCGGCAGUACUCAGUUAUGAAGAUAUCACUCAGAUAAUUCAAAUAUGACUAUGUUAACCUUUUAGGAUACCAACAAAAUGAAAACAGAACAUUUAAAAAUUCUUGUGGAGAACUCAUAGAUCCUUAAUAAUACGUCCUAAGAUCUCAGCCCAUAUUUCAAUUCUCUGAGAAAGUGUGUACUCCUAAUGCCAUCAACAUGUCCUGGGAAGACCUAGAGGUGUUCCUGGAUAAAAUCCUUUAAGGGAGGCACCUGUAAGUUCUGCUUCUUUCUAGAUAGUCUACAGCUGGACCCUUCCAUGCUAACUAGUUAUUUGGGCAGGUGCUAGAACUGCCUUCUCCUCUGCCCUGGAUUUUGGGGUUUAGUGCCUCUAUUUCUAGAUUAGUUUUAAGGGCUUUCAAGGCCUUUCUAUAACUUCUCAUGUACACUCAGUGGCUUUAGUGAGCUCACUGGAUGAUAAAAUCCUAGUGGCAUUGUUUCUGGGCUAAUCAGAAAAUACCAUGCACCACUGAUACAUGGUUAGCCAGCCCAGAAUUGUCUAUGGAAGUUUUCCCUCAAAAAUUUCAGUGGUUGACACAGAAGUGACUACGAACAGGAAGAGGACAAAAAAAAUAACCGUCCGCGACACCGAGCCGAACUGGACCAGCAGCCACCAUGAACAGCAAAGGUCAAUAUCCAAAGCAGCCAACCUACCCUGUGCAGCCUCCUGGGAAUCCCGUGUACCCUCAGACCUUGCAUCUUCCUCAGGCUCCACCCUAUACUGAUGCUCCACCUGCCUACUCCGAGCUCUAUCAUCCAAGCUUCGUGCACCCCGGGGCCGCCACAGUCCCCACCAUGUCUGCUGCAAUCCCUAUGGCUUAUUACCCAGUUGGUCCAAUCUAUCCACCUGGUUCAGCCAUGCUGGUGGAAGGAGGGUAUGAUGCAGGUGCCAGAUUUGGAGCUGGGGCUACUGCUGGCAACAUUCCUCCUCCACCCCCUGGAUGCCCUCCCAACGCCGCUCAGCUUGCAGUCAUGCAGGGAGCCAAUGUCCUCGUAACUCAGCAGAAGGGAAACUUCUUCAUGGGUGGCUCAGAUGGUGGCUACACCAUCUGGUGAAGAACUAAGGCCACCUCCGUGCCGGGAAAGACAUCACAUACCUUAAGCACUUCUCACAAAGUAACUGCUUUAGUCAUAUUAACCUGAAGUUGCAGUUUAGACACAUGUUGUUGGGGUGUCUUUCUGGUGCCCAAACUUUCAGGCACUUUUCAAACUUAAUAAGGAACCAUGUUAUGGUAGCAGUACCUUCUCAAAGCAUUUUGAGGUAGGGGAGGCAUCCAUUCAUAAAAUGAAUGUGGGUAAAGCAGCCCUGAGGAUCUUCCUUUAAUUCCUCUGGAGUACUACUGUACCAUACUGGUAUUCGCUCUUAGUAAUAAAACAUCAAAUUAGGUUUGGAGGGAACUUUGAUCUUCCUAAGAAUUAAAGUUGCCAAAUUAUUCUGAUUGGUUUUUAAUCUCCUUUAAGUCUUUGAUUUCUAUUACUUGUUAUAAAUGAAAUGUAUUAGUUGUCUGCCUCUCUCUCCUUUGCCCCAUGGCCCACCCUCACCCCUAGUCUUCCAGUUCCUUCCCGCCAAUCUCCAUUGAAUCAAUGGUGCAGGACAGAAAGCCAGUCAGACUAACUUCCUUCUCUCCUUGCACUUGUCCCCACUUGCCAUCUUUUAACUAGUCUUUUACAAGGAUCCUCUCAAACCCCCUCUGUGCCCCAAGCACAGGCCCCAUUACUUCUGCUUUUGCAUCUCCUCAGGCAAAAGUGGAGGGUGCCCCCUCGGACCCUCCUUACAUGUUGUUUCUUCGUCUGUGAACCAAACUCCAAUUUGCUUCGGUGCCAGAAAAACAGAGCUCUAUUUGAACCAAGGGUAUCAAUGCAAACUAUAAACAGGUUUGUUUAAAAAUGUGGGGGCAAGGAGGAGGAUGCAUUUCAAAAGCCUGAUGACAUUAGAGCCAAAUUAGGGGAAGUUUUCCCACCCAAAAACUGGUUACCGUUCAUUGUCAGAGUAUCUCAUGUAGGCCUUCAUGGCUCCCGAGAAUUCCUCAGCCGGUUUAAUGGGGUCAUAUUAUGAGUCCCUCACUACAAAAUGACUUGAGUCCAGUAAAAUCUCAUUAGGGUUAAGAAUAUUUCAGGGAUCCUUAAUAUUUUGAUUUUUGUUUUCUGAAAUUGGAUUUUAUUUAAAGAAAA